UUUGCUUACUGUGCCCUACCUGGGCCCCAAGGUACUGACUCCGCCCUCUGAACCCCGGGAAAACCUAGGUGACCUGGGAGUGGGAUAUCUAUUCUUGCUGUGGUGUGGGACGUCUGAUGACUGCGGGCCGAAGACGGAGAAAUUGGGGUGCGGGGAGCGACGCCUUGCAGGAGGCUGCCCCGCCCCACUCCUCUUGAUUUCGUUGAGGAGGGAGCCGCCCCGUUCCCGCCCCUAACUAGUCCGGCCGCGAGGAGCUUCUAGGAGGUGCAGACCCAGCCGACCUGCAGAGAUGGAGGCAGCCAGCACCUGGGCGCUGCUGCUGGCCCUGCUACUGCUGCUGCUGCUGCUGGCUCUGACGCUGCCCAGGACCCCGGCCCGAGGCCACCUACCCCCGGGGCCCACGCCGCUGCCGUUGCUGGGGAACCUCCUGCAGCUGCGGCCCGGGGCGCUGUACUCGGGGUUCUUACGGCUAAGUAAGAAGUAUGGGCCUGUGUUCACGGUACACCUGGGCCCCUGGCGCCGCGUGGUGGUCCUGGUUGGACAUGAUGCUGUUCGAGAAGCCCUGGGAGGUCAGGCUGAGGAAUUCAGCGGGCGGGGAACGUUGGCAACUCUGGACAAGACCUUUGAUGGUCACGGAGUUUUCUUUGCCAAUGGGGAGCGGUGGAAACAGCUGAGGAAAUUCACCCUGCUGGCUCUACGGGACCUGGGCAUGGGCAAGCGAGAGGGCGAGGAGCUGAUCCAGGAGGAGGUGCAGAAUCUGGUGGAGGCUUUCCAGAAGACAGAGGGACGUCCAUUCAACCCUUCCAUGCUGCUGGCCCAGGCUACCUCUAAUGUCGUCUGUUCCCUCAUCUUUGGCGUCCGUUUGCCCUAUGAAGAUAAAGAGUUUCAGGCUGUGAUCCAGGCAGCAAGUGGGACCUUGUUGGGGAUCAGCUCUCCAUGGGGCCAGGCCUACGAGAUGUUCUCCUGGCUACUGCAGCCCUUGCCAGGCCCCCACACACAGCUCCAGCACCACUUGGGCACACUGGCUGCCUUCACUAUCCAGCAGGUACAGAGACACCAGGGACGCUCCCACACCUCAGGUCCUGCUCGUGACGUCGUCGAUGCCUUCCUGCAAAAGAUGGCACAGGAGAAAGAAGACCCAGGUACAGAAUUCACCGAGAAGAACUUGCUGAUGACAGUCACAUACCUGCUGUUUGCUGGGACUAUGACCAUCGGAGCCACCAUCCGCUAUGCCCUUCUGCUCCUACUGAAGUACCCUCAAGUCCAAAAGCGUGUUCGGGAGGAGCUGAUCCAGGAGCUGGGUCCCAGCAGGGCUCCAAGUCUCAGCGAUCGAGUUCGCCUCCCUUACACGGAUGCUGUUUUACACGAGGCACAGCGGCUCCUGGCCCUGGUACCCAUGGGAAUGCCCCACACCGUCACGAAGACCACUUCCUUCAGAGGAUAUACUCUGCCCAAGGGCACUGAGGUCUUUCCUCUGAUUGGCUCCGUACUGCAUGACCCUGCGGUUUUCCGGAACCCGGAAGAGUUCCAGCCAAGCCGCUUCCUGGACGACGAUGGUCGGAUUAGAAAACACGAAGCCUUCCUGCCCUACUCCUUAGGUAAGCGAGUCUGCCUAGGAGAAGGCCUGGCUCGGGCGGAGCUGUGGCUCUUCUUCACUUCCAUCUUGCAAGCCUUCUCCCUGGACACCCCGUGCCCGCCGGGUGACUUGAGUCUGAAGCCAGCUGUCCGUGGACUUUUCAACAUCCCCCCGGACUUCCAGCUGCAGGUCUGGCCCACUGGCGAUCAGUCCAGAUGAAGGAAGGAAUUUGGAAGGUGGGAGCCACCUGGGACGACACAGUGUGUGAAGCAGGAGUCUCGGGAGCUACCCCACACCACACACCAUGUACCAAGGUAGCUGUGAAGACCAGGGGGCCACAUCCCCAGGACAUAACCGCACAGCAACCGACGCGUAUGCUUUUUUGGAGAGGGCUGUCUGAAACGGGAUCUUGCUAUGGGACACAAGCAGAUCUCAAAACUUGUGAUCUUCCUGCCUCAGCGUCCUGGUUGCUGUAAUUAAAGAUAUGCACCGCCAUGAAGAGCUGCAUAGGUUUCCAGCCUACAUCAAUGUAAUGUAUACCAUCCGGAAUCACAAGCAUAUAGCUAGAUACCCCACCAUCCACCACACAAUUGCGUAUGCACACAACCUUAAUCUACACAGACACACAAACAACCCAACCGCGUUCAAGACCUCCCUGUCUAACGCUCUCAGCACCACGUUGCUGGGUCCCUGCCAUAGAAAACAGCAUGCCCCAGCUGGGGUCGUGUCACAGCCAGAACGAUGUUCCUGUCUACUCCCAUGGAAUGACCUCACCACCAUCCAGGCACACGAGUACCUCCAUCUACGGCCACUAGCCAGAAAUCCACACAGCCAAACCUUACAUGACAACAUCUUGGCUCUUCCAAACGUCUUCCCACUGAGACACACCGUGACGACAAACUAUUCCCCCGCCGCCUCCACACCCUUGCCCCUCAAACAUGCUCCUUCCAGCAAAUUUCCCCAAUAUAACUGUUUCCUGGUCUGUAACUGCGCGCACAGACCUUUUACAGAUGGGGACCACAGACCCAGAGGAAAAAAUUCCCAGUCGUGUUUUACGUAAUUGCAUUAUCAGGGGCCUGCUCUCAAACACAUUCUGAUCUCAAGCUGCCUACAAGUCCUCAUGGGAGUGCUGGAAAUGUACCCCUCCCCUGGAAGGACUAACUGGUCAAACAGGGAUGGAGCAGGGGAGUGCUGUUGGAUGUUUCCAGCCCUCCUUAUCAGGACAGAAGCCAUAUCUGACCUCUUUGUGUCCCCAUUUUGCAAUAAAAGUUUGUCUCUGGCCCGGGAACGGACACCCUCGGCUUGUGUGAGUAAGGGGUGGGGAUGAGGGAGUCCGCCCCUCCCCUGAGGCUGGGAGGGAGCAGAAAAACAUGGUUACCGCCCACCUCGCUGUUGACAUCAAUGCCAGAUGUGUAGCUGAGGGGGUGGGGAGAGGGAACAGACAGGGCUGGGGCUGUCUGCUGUGAGCUUUAGGAUCACCGGAAAGUCUUCAGCCAACAACAGCUCUGGCCUCUGGGAGGGCUCCAAAUCUGAAAGCAGAUUGCUGACACACAGGCACUAAGGACACAGGCCUCACACUCUACCCUUGUUUCCACUACCAGGCGUCUCCUGGUUUUUCCCAUCACUCCAUUUUUUUUUUAAAACAGCCAUCAACUCUAUCGAUGCUGUCUGGAGGUGUAGCUCAAUGGUGGGCGCCUGCUUAACAUGUAUGGGGCCCGGAGUUCCAUCUUCAUUACUGACAGAAAUAAAAAAUAAAAUGGCCACUAGCUUCUGCUGGGUCUACUUCACUUAUCACUCUUUGUUACGGUUAUUUUAAGAAAAAAUUAGAAAAUAA
Molecule: messenger RNA, 3410 nt
Organism: Rattus rattus (black rat)
Lineage: Eukaryota; Metazoa; Chordata; Mammalia; Rodentia; Muridae
Product: cytochrome P450 2S1
Exons: 9
Coding region: 290-1795 (501 amino acids)
Biological process (GO): xenobiotic metabolic process
Cellular component (GO): cytoplasm; intracellular membrane-bounded organelle
Molecular function (GO): heme binding; oxidoreductase activity, acting on paired donors, with incorporation or reduction of molecular oxygen, reduced flavin or flavoprotein as one donor, and incorporation of one atom of oxygen; iron ion binding
Source: RefSeq, a predicted model, not a curated record